AUGUUAUUAGUCGAACAUGGGUCUGUUGUGACAAGUGGUGGUCCAGAUAAAAAGGAACCCAUUCGGUCAGCUGGACCUCAAGGACCUCCUGGGCCUCCAGGAGAAAGGGGGCCCAUAGGGCCAGCUGGUAAUUGUUCUGCUGGACCUCCUGGUGAAAAGGGGGCUUUAGGGUUUUCUGGACCUCCAAGGGAAAAUCAUACCCUGGGACUUCCUGGACCCCCGGGAGAAAAGGGUGCCGUGGGACCUCCUGGACCCCCGGGAGAAAAUGGUACAGUGGGACCUCCUGGACCUCCGGGAGGAAAUGGUACCAUGGGGCCUCCUGGACCUCCAGGAGAAAAUGGUACCAUGGGACCUCCUGGACCUCCGGGAGGAAAUGGUACAGUGGGACCUCCUGGACCUCCAGGAGAAAAGGGACCCAUAGGACCAGUUGGCCUUGGGACUGCCGGGCCUCCUGGUGAAAAGGGGGCUUUAGGGUCAGCUGGACCUCCAGGAGAAAAGGGUGGCUUGGGACCUCCUGGACCUCGGGGAGAAAAGGGGCCCAUGGGGCCAGCUGGCCAUGGUUUUGUCGGACCUCCUGGUGAAAAGGGGGCUUUAGGGUCAGCUGGACCUCCAGGAGAAAAGGGUGGUAUAGGACCUCCGGGAGAAAGAGGGCCCAUAGGUCCAACUGGCAAUGGAACUGCCGGACCCCCUGGACCACCAGGAGAAAGGGGGCCCAUUGGGCCAACUGGCCAUGGGACUGCCGGACCUCCUGGUGAAAAAGGGGCUUUAGGGUCCGCUGGACCACCAGGAGAAAAGGGUACCUCGGGACCUCCAGGAGAAAGGGGGCCAAUAGGGCCCGCUGGCCAUGGGACUGCCGGACCUCCUGGUGAAAAAGGGGCUUUAGGGUCCGCUGGACCGCCAGGAGAAAAGGGUACCUCGGGACCUCCAGGAGAAAGGGGGCCAAUAGGGCCCGCUGGCCAUGGGACUGCCGGACCUCCUGGUGAAAAAGGGGCUUUAGGGUCCGCUGGACCACCAGGAGAAAAGGGUACCUCGGGACCUCCAGGGGAAAGGGGGCCCAUAGGGCCAGUUUGUCAUGGGUCUGCCGGACCUCCUGGUGAAAAGGGAUCUUUAGGCAUCAGCUGGUCAGCUGUCCCGCCAGGAGGAAGGGGGCCAGAAUGGCCAGUUUGCUAUGGGCCUGCCGGACCUCUCGGACCUCCUGGUGAAAAGGGAGCUAUAGGGCCACCUGGACCAUCGGGAAAAAAGGGGGAAAUGGGGCCAACUGGACCAUCGGGAGAAAAGGGAGACAUGGGGCCAACUGGACCAUCGGGAAAAAAGGGGGAAAUGGGGCCAACUGGACCUUCGGGAAAAAAGGGAGACAUGGGGCCAUCUGGACCAUCGGGACAAAAGGGAGACAUGGGGCCAUCUGGACCAUCGGGACAAAAGGGAGCCAAAGGGCGAGCUGGAAAUAGAGGGUCAAGGGGGCCAGUCGGGCCUACUGGAUCUAAAGGGAGUAAGGGAAAGAAAGGGUCUAGAGGGUGUAAGGGGGUGAAGGGUCGUUCCGGGCGUGAUGGAAGGGACGGGGAGAAGGGUCCUCCCGGGCGCGAUGGUCCUCCCGGGUCACCUAGCAAGUCAAGAUACAGAGGCAAAUAA
This is a messenger RNA of Branchiostoma belcheri (Belcher's lancelet), 1629 nucleotides long. RefSeq names its product collagen alpha-1(I) chain-like. Lineage: Eukaryota; Metazoa; Chordata; Leptocardii; Amphioxiformes; Branchiostomatidae. The transcript is spliced from 2 exons. The record is from RefSeq and is a predicted model, not a curated record. Bases 1 to 1629 code for a protein of 542 amino acids.